This is a messenger RNA of Rasamsonia emersonii CBS 393.64, 1824 nucleotides long. RefSeq names its product Cystathionine gamma-synthase. Gene Ontology annotation, biological process: transsulfuration. The record is from RefSeq and is a predicted model, not a curated record. Lineage: Eukaryota; Fungi; Ascomycota; Eurotiomycetes; Eurotiales; Trichocomaceae. Gene Ontology annotation, molecular function: cystathionine gamma-synthase activity; pyridoxal phosphate binding. The transcript is spliced from 5 exons. The coding region runs from base 1 to 1824 and encodes 607 amino acids.
AUGCUUCAGGCAAUUGGAGGCCCUGUGCCUCCGAAUACCGCCCAUGCUGUCAGUGUGUCCCUUCCCACAUGGAAGGCCAACAUUGGCUACGAAGAAGGGGAGGAAUGGGUCGUGAGUAAAAUGAAAUGUGGAUAUCCCAGAUUUUUUGUCCAUCCAAGCAUCCAAAAGCUGUCGCAAGAGAUUGUACGUCGAUGUGGGAAUCCAGAAGUCGAGUCCGCAACGCUAUUUCCCUCUCUGAAGACUGCGCGGGUGUGCCGUUCGUUCAUGGUGACGAGGGUACUGCCUGAUGACGUCAAUAAAGUGCGGAUUGUGAGCUUCGUUCCGUCCCCUGGGGCUGCUUCAGCGGUAGCAGGUGCUGAUGGAAGCCUUGAUGUCACGUCGAAACUCUUCUGUGUUAUAUACCCCAAGGUAUAUGCUGGCAUUGCUAAACAAGUAUGGCAACAUACUGGCGACGGCAUCUCAAGCCGCAGGAGUGAAUUUUGCUUGAAUGCUUUGGAAGAUGGAUACCUUGUCGAGGAUGACCAAACCAAGCCAUUAGAUACGAAAGGCCAGACGUUCUCCAAGGGCCCCAAAAGGUAUCAGCAGAUGACUUCUGUGCAGGGACCUGCACGAGAAGUUACGCUGUCUGCUACCAGGGAGCCUGGCUUCAAUUCGAGGGACAAGGACGUGUCCGAGGGUCGGGAAUAUGCACAAUUUAUUGAGGAACGUUUCGGACGUAAUUUGAGCACUUCUCUAGCGAAUAAUGCUAAGUUAGCCAUCCGAAGACGAAUAGCCGGUUCGCUUACAGCUAAUGUUGAGCUGAGCGAAGCCCUGGAGAGCACCUCUUCUGGCGGCAGAAUCGCAGGUUUAACGGAAAAUGAUGUGUUCCUCUUUCCUACGGGCAUGAGCUCUAUCUUCAACACCCACCAGAAUCUGAUGGUCGCUAGGGGUCCCUUGAAGAGUAUAUGUUUCGGCUUCCCGUACACUGACACCUUGAAAAUCCUCGAGAAAUGGGGCCCAGGAUGUUUAUUUUACGGACAUGGUUCUUCCGAAGAUCUCGAUGAUCUUGAACGUCGAUUGCUAAAUGGUGAAAGGUUCCUGGCUUUAUUUACAGAAUUUCCGGGGAAUCCCUUGCUCAAAUCGCCUGAUCUCAAGCGCAUAAGUGCGCUUGCUCAGAAGUAUGACUUCGCGGUAGUGGUGGAUGAAACUGUCGGCAAUUUCAUUAAUGUUAACGUACUUCCACAUGCGGAUAUUGUCGUCAGCAGCCUAACCAAAAUCUUCAGUGGCGACAGUAAUGUCAUGGGAGGAAGUGCUGUUCUCAACCCUCAUGGGCGCUUCUAUAACAGCUUGAAGGCAACCUUCUCGUCGGAAUAUGAAGACAAUCUUUGGGUCGAGGAUGCUGUCUUCCUUGAGAGAAAUAGCCGUGAUUUCGUAUCAAGAAUCGAGAAAAUCAAUACAACGACCGAAUCUAUCACCGCAAUUCUCAAAUCCUCUCCUCUUGUCAAAGAGGUCUACUACCCCAAGUAUAGCCCGACGAAGUCAUUUUAUGACUCUUGUCGCAAUCCAAAUGGCGGUUAUGGCGGUCUGUUUUCGGUAACCUUUCAUACGACUGAGGCAACGAUAGCUUUCUUCGAUGUUCUUGAAGUUUUGAAGGGUCCUAGUCUUGGGACAAACUUUACUCUCAGCUGCCCCUACACGCUACUAGCCCAUUACAACGAACUUGAAUGGGCAUCUUCUUUCGGUGUUCCAUCUGAUUUGGUAAGGGUUAGUGUAGGGCUAGAGGAUGCGGAAGAUCUCGGUGCCAGGAUUCAGCGAGCUCUCCAUGCAGUGCAGAGCGCCACAUGA